UCUUAUUGGUCUAGAGUGCCGGGUUUGCAGGAGAAGAACACCGGCAGGAUUUGAUUGGUCAUUACAGAAGUUUUCUUAAGUUGUGAUUGGCUAAAAAUCAAUACCCUGCAAAAGCCAAAAUGCUCACGCUAGUCUUCAUCUUCAUAUCUUCCUCAACAUCAUUGCUCAACAUGGCGUUUAGUUCAGUGAGAGAAGAUGUUUUGAAAUUAUUUCAAGACGAAGAUUUGCAGAAAUUGAUUGAAAUAUUUAAUAUUUAUUCUGAGAAAUGGAUAAAUUCAAAUAAAAAUGUGUUUUUAAACACAGAACAGCUUUAUGCUGUACUUUCUUGUGGAGAAAUUGGUGUGAAUGAAGAUGCUUUGAAAUAUCUUCCUGCAUCAGUUUCUUCCAAGAAUUGUGUUGCAUUGAGGUCCGAAUCAUCUGGAAAUUGCUUGUUUAGCUCCGUUUAG
Messenger RNA from Hydractinia symbiolongicarpus, 446 nucleotides. RefSeq lists its product as uncharacterized. Bases 120 to 446 code for a protein of 108 amino acids. The record is from RefSeq and is a predicted model, not a curated record. The transcript has 2 exons. NCBI's taxonomy places the organism in Eukaryota, Metazoa, Cnidaria, Hydrozoa, Anthoathecata, Hydractiniidae.